AAAGAACCCUUGCGGCGGUAAUAAAGUGCAAUCUCUUCAUUUGCAUACAGUGGAUUGAAGUAAAAUUGUUUUCUGUUAUUUACGUUUGUGAGAACCUUUUAAUAUGUGCAAGUAAAUAAAGAAAAUCUGGGUGAAUGUUUUGAACUUUGCAAAGUUUGUUAACUAUUGUUUUGCUAUAGCAAUUAUAUUGAAAUUGUAAAGGUAGCAACGAACAAAGCAUUAAAAACAAUGAACUAGACCAUAAAACUGUUUUUUUUUGGCUAUUUGUGCAAAAACCAUCAUAUAAUACAUAUAUAUACCUAAAAACAUCGAUCCUGGUCAUAAUGGGGUAUGAACCAUUUGAAGUGUAUUAAUUUUGUUUUUACUUAAGGGGAAACAAACAGUUUACUGCAGUAACAAAGUAUUAACCUUGCAAGUAAUACGAUAAUAUGGGUAAUUGCUUGAAAAUAAACAGCACAGAUGACAUUUCACUUCUGCGUGGAAGCGAAAGUAGCAACACACAUGAUUUCGCAACUGAUCAAAAUGGUCCGGCACCAAUUUAUUCGGAACUGCUUCAGCCUGUUUUCUUUCCGUCGCCAUCGGUUAGACGUCCAGCUUCACAUUUAACUGAGGAGGAGCAAGUGAAAAUCGCAAAGCGAAUUGGCUUAAUUCAACAUCUCCCGAUCGGCACUUACGAUGGCUCCAAAAAAAUACGUGAAUGCGUCAUUUGUAUGAUAGAUUUUUGUGUUGAUGAGGCAGUACGUUAUUUGCCAUGCAUGCAUAUAUAUCAUGUACACUGUAUUGAUGAUUGGCUUAUGCGUAGUCUAACUUGCCCCAGCUGUAUGGAACCGGUGGAUUCAGCGCUCUUAACAAGCUACGAGACAUCAUAACGUCAAUUUAUUUGAUAAAGUCCUUAUAUAUAGUUGGAAGAAGAUUUAUUUUUGUUUUUAGUUACUUUUGAAAAAUGUUAUUUUGUUUGCACAUGAAACAAACUGGAAAAUAUGCAUGUAGGUAUUAUAGCACUCAAACUAGUUAAAAUAUAACAUUUUUUUUAUAAAUUUUAAUUCUGUUGGAUCUGAUGGCAUAAUAAUGUACGCAAUAUACACGUAUAUUUUUUAGAACAUAUUAUUUUCCUGAUGUUAAGGUUAAAAUAUUUGUGUAAACCAUUUCGAAAAGAUUAUAUAAGCAGAAGUCACUAGAAAAAUGUUUAAAUGGGAGGCUUCCAUUUUUUGUAUAUAUACAAAUCAAACAUUGUGAUGAAAUUAAACUAAAAGGAUAUGAUAUACAUAGGUAAAUAAAUAUUUGAAGACACCAAGAGGGAAAAAUAA
This is a messenger RNA of Zeugodacus cucurbitae (melon fly), 1307 nucleotides long. RefSeq names its product RING finger protein 11 (gene Rnf11). The record is from RefSeq and is a predicted model, not a curated record. The transcript has 3 exons. NCBI's taxonomy places the organism in Eukaryota, Metazoa, Arthropoda, Insecta, Diptera, Tephritidae. The coding region runs from base 429 to 869 and encodes 146 amino acids.